Messenger RNA from Astyanax mexicanus (Mexican tetra), 10016 nucleotides. RefSeq names its product solute carrier family 8 member 4a (gene slc8a4a). The transcript is spliced from 10 exons. Gene Ontology annotation, molecular function: calcium:sodium antiporter activity. Gene Ontology annotation, biological process: cell communication; calcium ion import across plasma membrane; sodium ion transmembrane transport. Gene Ontology annotation, cellular component: postsynapse; axon; sarcolemma. Lineage: Eukaryota; Metazoa; Chordata; Actinopteri; Characiformes; Acestrorhamphidae. The coding region runs from base 485 to 3304 and encodes 939 amino acids. The record is from RefSeq and is a predicted model, not a curated record.
UACGAACGCUGCGCCUCAGCUCAUUCAGUCAGCUCCUCUCUCCCUCAUUCAGCCGCCGCUACUCACCAUGCUCCCCGCCGCCGGAGCACUCGCCUUCCCGCUGGUCUGCACCUCCGUGUGGGGAGCUCGUUUUUCACCCGCGUUACUCUGUUUAAUACGCGAGUCUUCGCAGAGGAGCCGUUUUUAGCCAGUUUUUCGUGGCAGAUCCUGCAGAUCUGAGAUGCUGUGGUGAGCAGCGCUGAGGAGCCACCAGAAAUCCCCACUGCACGUCUCCACACAGCAGGAGCAUCCUCACACAGAGAAAAGUUCCAUCCGAGCCCAGUCCAGGGUUACCAUGAUGAAUCUCCACAAUCUCAACUAAAGGAACGCUCCCACCCCCCCACCUGGUUCUCUCUCUCUUUCUCCAGUUUCAGGCUCACAAGAGGUCAAUAUUGUGGGCCUGAUUGCUUUAUUUCUAAGAGCUCUCUACUGUUAACAAACCACCAUGCUUCAUCUUCGCCUCAAAUGUCCCCCUCAUGUCUGGGCUCCCUGCCUGUCCACAAUCCUCCUCUUCCUCCUGGGUCUUUCCCAGCCCUCGCUGGCCAGCUCUGAUCCGCACCAGAGUACUCCAGGAAACUGUUCCGGGAAGUACAGCUGCUCUGAAGGAGUGGUGCUCCCUGUGUGGAAUCCUCAGAAUCCCUCAGUAGGUGACAAGGUGGCCCGUGCCAUCGUCUACUUUGUCGCUCUGAUCUACAUGUUCCUGGGAAUGUCCAUCAUCGCUGACCGCUUCAUGUCUUCCAUUGAGGUCAUUACCUCACAGGAGAAGGAGAUCACAAUCAAGAAGCCCAAUGGGGAAACCACCACGGCCACCGUGCGCAUCUGGAACGAAACGGUUUCCAACCUGACCCUUAUGGCCUUGGGUUCAUCUGCGCCAGAAAUCUUGCUGUCUGUGAUUGAGGUCUGUGGGCACAAUUUUGAAGCUGGGAAUCUUGGUCCCAGCACGAUUGUGGGCAGCGCUGCCUUUAACAUGUUCAUCAUCAUUGCCAUCUGCGUCUAUGUGGUGCCGGACGGCGAGGUGCGAAAGAUCAAACACUUGAGAGUCUUUUUCGUGACUGCAGCAUGGAGUAUCUUCGCCUAUAUCUGGCUCUACCUGAUCUUGUCUGUCUUUUCCCCUGGCAUAGUGGAGGUCUGGGAGGCCGUGCUGACCUUCCUCUUCUUUCCUAUCUGCGUCGUCCAGGCCUGGAUCGCAGACCGCCGCCUGUUGUUCUACAAGUACGUUCACAAGCGCUACCGGGCCGACAAGAACCGCGGCAUCAUCAUCGAGACUGAGGGCGACGGCAUGUUCACCAAGAUGGACAUGGAGAUGGAUGGGCAGGGGGCCAACUCUCACCACAAGGAGGUUCUGGAUGGCAUGCUUGCAGGCGUGGAGGAAGGAGGGGGCGGUGGAGGAGGAGGUGAAGAAGAGGAAGCUCGGAGAGAGAUGGCACGUACCCUCAAGGAGUUGAAGCAGAGGCACCCGGAGAAGGACAUGGAGCAGCUGAUUGAGAUGGCCAACUAUCAGGUUUUGGUUCAGCAGCAGAAGAGCCGGGCCUUCUACCGCAUCCAGGCUACACGCAUGAUGAUCGGAGCUGGAAACAUCCUGAAGAAACAUGCAGCAGACCAGGCCAGGAAGGUGGUGAGCUGCCAUGAAGCCAACGCACAAGAAGAAGACCCUCACACUAUCUACCUGGAGUUUGAGCCCUCACAUUACCAGUGCUUCGAAAACUGUGGCUCCCUUAAACUUGCCGUGACCAGACAUGGUGGAGACAGCGGCUGCACAGUGAAGGUGGACUACCGCACUGAGGACGGCACCGCUAACGCCGGCUCAGAUUACGAGUUUGCUGAGGGCACGCUGGUGUUCAAACCGGGCGAGACCAUAAAGGAGCUGACGGUUGGCGUGAUUGACGAUGAUAUCUUUGAAGAAGACGAGCACUUCUACGUUCAUCUAAGCAACCCGCGAGUGGUGCACCGGGCUGAGGUCUCUGUCCUUGACCCCAAUGCUGUUGCCCCGAGCAACAGCCUUUUGGGCUCUGUCCCUGUGCAGCCCAAAGCUGCUCUGGGCUCCUCCCACACUGCCACGGUGACCAUCUAUGAUGACGACCAUGCAGGUAUUUUCACCUUUGAGAGUGCGUCCACUCGCGUGAGCGAGAGCGUGGGCAUCAUGCAGGUGAAGGUGCACAGGACGUCCGGAGCAAGGGGCAAGGUGGCGGUACCCUACCAUACCACAGAGGGCACGGCCAAGGCUGGAGAGGACUACGAGGAGGUGGCCGGCAAACUGGAAUUCCUCAACGAUGAAACCAUGAAGAUCUUGGAGGUGAAGAUCAUUGAUGAUGAGGAGUAUGAGAAGAACAAGACUUUCACCAUCCAUAUUGGAGAGCCUGUGCUGCUGGAGAUUGGACAGAAGCACGGAGAUUCCAAUGAUAACAAGCCAGCAGUAGGGAUUGAGGAGGAGGAGGUGGCUAAGAUGGGCUGUCCAAGUCUGGGAGAACACACCAAGCUGGAGGUGGUGAUCGAGGAGUCGUAUGAGUUCAAGAACACAGUGGAUAAGCUGAUAAAGAAGACUAACCUUGCAUUGGUGGUGGGCAGCAGUAGCUGGAGAGAGCAGUUUGUCAGUGCUGUCACCGUCAGCGCAGGUGACGACGAUGAGGAGGAGAGUGGAGAAGAGCGUCUGCCCUCCUGCUUCGAUUACAUCAUGCACUUCCUAACAGUCUUCUGGAAGGUUCUCUUUGCCUUCGUGCCCCCCACGGAGUACUGGAAUGGCUGGGCCUGUUUCUUCGUGUCCAUUUCUCUCAUCGGAGUGCUGACUGCCGUCACCGGAGACCUGGCCUCCCACUUCGGCUGCACCAUCGGCCUGAAGGACUCGGUCACGGCUGUGGUGUUCGUGGCCCUCGGCACCUCUGUCCCUGAUACCUUUGCCAGCAAGGUUGCUGCCAUCCAGGACCAGUACGCUGACGCGUCCAUCGGCAACGUGACGGGCAGCAACGCAGUCAACGUCUUCCUGGGCAUCGGUGUGGCGUGGACCAUCGCCGCCGUGUACUGGAACAGUAAAGGUCAGCAGUUCACGGUGCCACCCGGCUCGCUGGCCUUCUCCGUCACUCUCUUCACCAUCCUGGCGCUGCUGAGCGUGGCCACGCUGCUCUACCGCCGCCGGCCCUCCGUCUCCGGGGGAGAGCUCGGGGGACCGCGGACCGCCAAACUGCUGACCGCCCUGCUCUUCCUCUCCCUCUGGCUCAUCUACAUCAUGCUGGCUGCGCUGGAGACCUACUGCCAGGUGCCCGGCUUCUGAGCAAAAGAGCGGGAGAGAAACAGACACAGAGAGAGAGAGAGAGCUUUUCUUCCUGUGCAAACACCUGAUUAUUCUCUCUCCCUCUGCUGUUGUGACAUAACUGUAUCUAUAAGGUGUCCAAAUUGAGUGUUUACAUUUGUUAUUGCAGAUAAUUAAGUGUUGUUGGGACAGGAGCAGUUCCUUCUCACUAACAUUAAUGAGACAGACUAGCGUGGUGCUAGUGGAGGGGAGGGUGGAGGAAACUCACUGUUUUUGGAGGGAACAUGCACAGACACUGUUCAAUAUAUGGUUUACUCUUAUGGGGUGUGGCAGCACCUUCGAAACAACCUUCAAAUGAGAAACAACCUUGUAACAAAAAGAGCCAUUCCAGAAAGAUUAUUCUUUGCUUCAGGACUGUUCCUCUUUUCCACAAAACCACAGAGUUUUACACUCCUCAUUUGAGUAUUUGCAUAAUUCUGCAUCUCUUGCUCCGUAUUAAUGCACUCAUUCCUAAAGCAGUGCUGUGGAUCAUCUACAGGUUCCUGGAGUCUUGAGAUAUCAGAACAUCAUUGACCGUCCAUCCUCUUCUUCUGACUACAUAUCCCCUCCCCAUGGACCUACGCCUACAGGCUCAGAGAUGGCACUGCCUGUCCCUUCCUCCUAUUCUGCCAGUUUUUUUUUUCUUCACAUUUCUACUCUCAUCCACUGUCAAGUGCUCGUCUUGUGCAGUAUUGCUGGGCAGAAAAUAAGUUCUAACUUUUUAUUUUUUAUUUAUUUCUGAAAUGUUUAGUAAGAAACAAAAUGACGGAAUGUGAAAAUGAACUUAUGCUGUUUUUUGUUUUUUUUUUCAGUUUUGCCUCAAAAAAAAAGAAGAGAUGCACAACUUGCAUGGCACAAGAGUUAGAGUUGUCCAAUCGAGACCAAAAGUAACAACGUUAGAAAGGGUAGUAAUGAUAAAAGCGUUGGUGUACAUUUAUAAGAUGAUUGGUAAUAUUUAUUAUUCUAACUUAUAUAUUAUGUGUUGGGGAAUAUUGUGGACUGUAUGUAUGUAUGUGUGUGAGGGAAUGUAUUGGACAGGGAAUGUGGGAUUAUGGGUAAAACAGAGCAACUGAGUUGCUGUACUGUGUAAGUGUGGGGUGGGCCAUUCUAUCAAGUCACUGUCCAAAGUCUCGUCACUAGGGCUGUCCUAAUGUGAAUAGAGGGAAUGUUAAUGGAAGCAGAAAACGCCGGUUGGCGUGAUUACCACUGCCACAGAUACUCAAAUAUAUACAUAAAAAGGCUGCUUAUCCCUUGCAUCAGCAUGCGUUUUCAGGCAUCAGACGCCAACCAUAACUCAUUAUGAAUGGAUUCUGAUCUUUACUGCUAUAUGCAGAGAAGAUAAAAGAUGGAGCUUGACCACUUUCAACACAGGUGUAAACACGAUACUUGAGCACAGCACUUUUUCCAGAUUAGAUUGGAUUGGAUGUCUGGCACUGUAUGUGAAGGAACGACAGAUUGGCAGAUGUAAAGGUGAAACCAGGCAUAAUUUCCCCACCAGUCUUCACUUAGUGAAGUGGAGAAUAGUGGCUCUGACAGAAGAAAUGACAGCGUCUCAUCUGCCAGACUAGAUGAUAUGCUAAAAGUUGGAAAUGUUUUCUUUGACACCAUACACAACCUCAAAUCAGAAAAGGUUGGGAAAGUAUGGAAAAUGCUCAUUUUACAACAAAAAAAGCAGUGUCUCUUACAUUUACUUUGACUUUUAUUUAAUUGCAGACAUUAUGACUACAAUGGUGUAGUUGUUGUACAUGCACUUAAUGGUAGUACUGUAUGUAUUGGACUCCCUGUUUUUCUGCAUCCAUAGCAAUAGCUUUGCCACUUUGACUUUGUUCAGUUGACUUUAAAUUGCAUUUGAUUGUGCUGCAAUUACACAAAUUCUUAAAUUUUUUAUUGCACAAAUAGUCCGGAUCUUUUUUUCCUACCUUUUAAACAUAAGGGCCGUAAUCUACACCUCAUUAAUCCAGCCCUGUUCAUUAUUAACCAAGCACCGACUCCUCCAGAUCAUCACUGCAGCAUUACUGCUGCUUCUUCCCAACUCAUCUGAAUGCUUAAUGCAUUUUCAAUGGUUUUAUUUUUACACGCUUUAAUCAGUUACAUCCAUCUGUUCCUUAACUAAUGAGACUUGGUUCAGUUCCAGUCACCCAGGAGUUUAUCUGGCUGUUAGAUCAGGUUCAGUCCUCUCCUCUCAUUCUCCCCAUAUUACUGUAUCUCUGUGACUGAUAAAGCCCCAGUGAAGAGUUUUCAGAUAUGAUAUAAUUGUGUACAGGUUGUUUAUUCCGUUCUAUUUUCCUCCAUUACCUAUCAGCCAUCUGCUGCGGCUGCGCUCGGACAUAUGCUUCAGGAAGUGCUUGGGACGCUUUAGGCAGAAAGUUCUGCUGAUGCUUAUUAUUGCUGGUCCCGUUAGGCUGAAGCACGCAAUCUUUUUAGGACACCCUAAGCUAAACUUAUUUGAAACAGCUUGUUGAUGCUCUGAGGAAUGGUUUAUAGUAGGCAGCAUAUUUCUACCUGCUCGUCUCUGGCACUAACUGAGAUACAGAGAGUGAGAGAGAGAAAUUAAAAGUCCAAGUCACCCAUAGACUUGCACUUGAGGCCUAAAGGUCUAUGUUGUUUAUUUAAGUGCUAAAGGUCUUUGCACAGUCUUCAAGGCUGAAAGCAUGCAAGCGCAUAAAUAGUGAUAUUUUUUCAUUUAUUUUAAUAUCGUUAUGUCAUACUGCAAAUACAGCUCUGGCAAAUAUUAAGAGACCACUUCAGUUUUUCUAAAUCAGUUUCUCUGAUUUUGCUAUUUAUAGGUUUAUAGUAAAAUGAACAUUGUUGUUUUAUUCUAUAAACUACAGACAACAUUUCUCCCAAAUUCUAAAUAAAAAUAUUGUCAUGUUGCAGAAAAUGAGAAAUGGCUGAAAUAACAAAAAAAAAAGAUGCAAAGCUUUCAGACUUCAAAUAAUGCAAAGAAAACAAGUUCAUAUUCAUAACUUUCAAGUUCAGAAAUCAAUAUUUGGUGAAAUAACCCUGUUUUUAAAUCACAGUUUUCAUACAUCUUGGCAUGUUCUCCUCCACCAGUCUUACACACUGCUUUUGGAUAACUUUAUGCCUUUACUCAUGGUGCAAAAAUUUAAGCAGUUCAGCUUGGUUUGAUAGCUUGUGAUCAUCCAUCUCCCUUCUGGGAAAGGCUUGAGAUUUAGAUGUUGAGCUGAAUGUUCAUGGAUCAUGGUUUUGUUUCCAGAAACCUUUUCAUGAAAUGAGAAUAGCUGGAAAAUUUUAAAUAACCUUUUUGUUGUUGUUGUCACAUGUUUAAAUGAACUCUGACUUUAGCAUGACUCCAGCCAGAUCGAAGUUUUACAUGGCAAAACAAAUGAAAAAAAAAAAAAAAAAACAGAGCGGAAAGAAAGAAAGUGCGCAGAGCGAGUAUUUUUAGUGCUUCUUGUUGCUAGGCGACGUCUCAAAGAGUCAUUGUCUUUCUGUCACUGUGUUGUCUGGUGUCAGUGUGCUGUGGUGGGCGUGUUGCAGGCGAGGGGGACCACGGGGUUCUAAUCUCUUUUUGAGGUCAUUUCAUUGUACCCGCCCGCACCCUCCCCGCCCCACACACUACUGCACAAGAGGGUUAACAAAUUUAAAGCACCAGUGCUGUUCAUAGCAGCUCUAAAUGAAAGCCUGAUGGAUUGCUUUGAGGUUGAAGUGUGAUGCAGUGUGUGGGGGAAUGUAGGUAUAGCUGGACUGGACUGUAAUAAUAAGCCUGCUGACAUGAGCUUUGCAUCCUUCUUUAUCCAUUAUUCUGCUGUUCAUUAAGACAAAACUGGCGAACGCAGAUCCUAGAUCAGCAUUUCCUCUUAGACACAAGGCAAACCCUAACUCUUUGGUGUUUGGGGAGUGAGCUAGUGGUGGGUUUCAGAGCAGCUCAGUUCAAAGCUAACUGCAGCUCGAUUCUUUCACUGCGGUCGUUUCUUCCCCCUUAUCCCUCCAGAGCAAAUGAUAGGCUUCAAUUGCUAAUAGAGUUGGGAGUUCAGAAUGUAUGAAUAGAAUAUGCCUCGUCCUUCAGGGCUGAGGAGCUGUUUCUUUCAUCUAAGUGCAGAUAAUAGCACUUGGGUGAAAGGAUUUUGUGGAUAUGUGCUCACUGGUCAUUAGAGGUCUAUGCUUCAGUAAAUAACUGACAGACACAUCAUGUCUUUAUGGCAAGUUAUUACAGGAAUACAGUUAUUUUCAUCCUAAUCAGUCUGUCGCAUUUGCAGCAUACAGUCGAUUACCACAGGCUGUUCUUUCUCUGUACUCUUCGUGUUCUUGGAAAAGAACACAAAUAACUGACUCAAAUCUUAUAUUCAAUUAUAAUUGAAGCCAAUGGGGCAGGUGCUUCAGUUCAGAAUCAUCAGGUUUUCUGAUCUUUAUACACAUAAAGGGAAAUGUAUCAGAAAUAUCCAUAUCCAUGGUAAUCAUCUGUACACAACAGAGUAGAGAUCUGCAAAGAAAUAAGGAUACGAUUAUACCAUAAAAAAUCAAUGUUGGAUAAUGCAGGGAAGGGACAUUAUUGGUUAAUUCUGUAUUUUUAUUUUUAUUUAACGCUCAGUUUAACCAGGCAAGUCAUUAAGAAUAUAUUCUGAGAGAAGGGUACAUCGAGGACAGACAAGGAUAAAAGGUAAAACAAGAUAGAGAAAGCAUGAGAGGGGUGGAGAGAGAAAGAAAAACACAUAUAAACACUCAGUUAAUAGCAUAACCUCCCUGAUGCAUUUUGUAAACUCAGCAAUUGUAUUGUAUUGGAAAAGAGACAUUGUUGAGCAAUGCUAUAUUAUGGAAGGGACAUUGUUGGAUAAUGCUGUACUGGGAAACAGGCAUUGUUGGGUGAUGCUAAAUUGGGAAAGGGACAUUGUUGGGUAAUGCUGCAUUGGCUAAGGGAUAUUGUUGGGUAAUGCUUCAUUAGGGAAAGGACAUUGUUGGGUAAUGCUUCAUUAGGGAAGGGACAUUGUUGGGUAGUGCUGCACUGUGAAAUAUACAUUGAAUUGGGGAAAACCACAUUGUAAAGUAAUGCUGGCAUAGGAAAGAGACAUUGUUGGGUAAGACUGUAUUGGAAAAGGGACAGGGACUAGGUAAGAAUGCAUUUGGGAAAGGACAUUGUAGGGUAAGGUUUUCAUAGAGUAGGGACAGUGUUGAGUAAUGCAGACAUUGGAAAAGGACAUGAUGUUUGUAUCGGGAAGUGACAAUGUAAAAUGAGGAAAGAACGUUACUUGGUAAUCCAAAGAUAAAGUGGGGACAGUGUUAAAUAAUGCUGAUAAGUGUAAUUUAGGGUUUUAAAGGGGACAUUGUUGGGUAAUGCAGGGAUAGAGAAUGAAUCUUGCUGGAUCCUGGAUCAGCAUUCUUACUCUGAGAAGUUUGAAAAUUUGGGCCAAUGUUUAGUAAUGCAGGGAUGAAGAAGAAACAUUUUUGGGUAUUGCUGGCGGGAGACGAACAUUGUUAGGCAAUGUAGAGAUGAAUAUCAGGAUGUUGUGGGGUGAUGCAGAGAUAAUUUGCAAAUGGUGUUGAGUAAUGAGGGAUAAUAAGGGAUGGGAUGUUGUGGGGUAAGGCGGAAAUAGUGUUAAAGCUUUUAUGGAUGGGAAGGAAAUGACAAAUGGCAAAGCAGGACUAGAAAAGGGCUGGAGUUGGGUAUUGGAAGGUGGACACAGUUGAGCAGCUGAAAGGAUGGUAAACGGACUGCAUGAAAAGUUAGGAGUUGGGACAUAUUUUUCUUCUUAUACAGAUUAGAUAAAAAUUAAAAAGUAAAAUAACAUAUUGUUUUAAACUCCUGUAUGCUGGAUCAAGACAAAGCACUUCAACUGUUACAGUAGACAGAGCACAAGUAAGGUCUAUUCUUAAACACAACAACAUGUUUUCUAUCACCAUGUAGAUUAUUAACAUUAUCAAACAAACAAUCAAGCACAAAGCAGUGAAGUACAGUACGGUCUCUUAACAGAGCACGGCCCCUGCCCUCGCACCCAUGCACACUCUUUCUUGCUCUUACACAAAGGAACACACACACGUGCGCACGCACACACCCAGAUCCUCAAAGUAUACGAGAGAUGGUGUCGUCCUUUUCUUGCAUGCUUGUUUCAUUGCCGUGCGUCAGUUUGCUAACGUGUGCUGUGCGUAUCUCGGUCUGUCUGUCACACACGUGCCGUUGUGAUCCUUCGGAACUUAAAGCAUGUCUUUUCUAUGUGUGCGUGUGUGCGUCUUUUUAAGCUUGGAUCUUUUCUUUUUCUUCGGUCGCGACACUAAAACUACAUUUACAAAAGUGACGAUGAAUUAUUUACAGAAGUGACAAUUUGUGCUUGGUUUUGUAUGUAUCACAAUUUGAUAAAUUACUGCUUUAAAAGACUUUGUUUCCUAAAUGCCAAGUGUUCUUAAUUUAACUAUAUGAUAUUACUGUCUUGAAUUCUGUACUGUACUGAGGACAAAUUUAUAUUUUGGGUAAACAAAUUUCAAUGAAGUGCUACAGGCAGUACACUACUAUUAUCAUCACAGAAAAAAAAAUAUUUAUGUUUAAUUAACACUAUAAUUGAGUUUGUAUGUGUGAGUGUAAGAAAGGGUGUGAAUUUCUGUCAAUAUGCUGAAGUUGUCCUGUACAGGUAAACUAUUUGCCAAAAGGGGAAUGGAGAAUGUCUCUAUUUGUAGUGUAUAAUCAUUGGUUUCUUAUUUUAUUUAUUGAAGACUACAUUCGAUUAAAUGGAAUUGUAUAUUA